This is a messenger RNA of Temnothorax curvispinosus, 8939 nucleotides long. RefSeq names its product protein artichoke-like. Gene Ontology annotation, molecular function: protein binding. NCBI's taxonomy places the organism in Eukaryota, Metazoa, Arthropoda, Insecta, Hymenoptera, Formicidae. Bases 2897 to 7336 code for a protein of 1479 amino acids. The record is from RefSeq and is a predicted model, not a curated record. The transcript has 5 exons.
ACAAUCAUGCGAGAGCGGCAUAAAGUAUCGGCUGAAAUUAACCGACGAAUCACGCAAGUUUCGCGUUCCUGUUCGUCGCGAUCGUCGCCGCGCCGAAAAAAAUUGUUUCCAUUUAUCUAUUAUUUCGUAGGGAGAAAUUGAAACGGAGCAAAAAGCGUCGCUCGGUAAACUGCUGUUUACGUCGCCGGGGCUGUUUACGUUUUUUAGGCUCUCUCGGCUUUCCAAUUCCUGGAAGACGCUCGACGCGCGGCCUACGCGUUCUCCCACUCCCCCACUCCCACCCUCCACCCAACUCUUUCCAAACUUUUCCUACUGCCGGCCGUAAGAGUCGCGGUCAGUAUUGGUGCGAAUUCGGGGCUGUGUUCAGGCCGCUCCGCGUUUCUCGCGUUCUCUAACCGUCGAUCGUGAAUCUUCCGGCCAUAUUGCGCACCGAAAGUAUAGGCAGGAGCCAUUGCAAUUAAAGAAGGACGAUUGUGAAUCUUGCUCCGCGAACGAGUGUCGGGAGUGCCGAAAUCGAGCGACGGUCGGUCGUCUUGUCGCGUAUGUAAGUCCGUAUCGCGUCUCGCGAGUGGCGUUGAAUCGACAAGUUUUGGUCUCGUUUGACGCAAGCGAAGUGCCGAAUCCGCGUCUCUGUGCUCGCCGAGAGUGAAUCUCGCGUCGGAGUAACGUAUCUAUACCGUCGUUGCGUACUUAUAUCGGGCUUCGCGAAAAUCUCCGUUUCACACGCUAGGUGAAUCCGGGAGUCGCGAAGAUCGUUCUCUCGAUAGGCACCGGGUUCGUCUCGAGACAAUACGUACAUACUUUUUCCGCUCUUCCGUAUACACGAUCGGCGUGUCUCUCGACGCGACAUUCGCGAGUGACGUCGAAUUAAUUGACCUGUCGCACAAUACGGCGGAUUUAAAAAGUUUUCGUCUCAUUUAACGCCAGCGAAGUGCCGAACCCGAACGCUCUGUGCUCGCCGAGAGUGAAUCUCGGCGUCGGAGUAACGCCGCGUCUACCGUCAUGGCGUACAGUGAAUUUCGAAAGUUUCCGUAUCACACGCAGGUGAGUCGUUUGCGUCGCGGAGCGUACCUCCUCUUCCGCCCCCGUCGCAAAUUUUCCGUCAACCACAAUCGCAUCGCGUUUAAUGAUAUCGAAAAUAAGGCCGCGACUUUGUCGGACGCGUCCGUAUAUGCGCCGCGUAUAUAAUUCGCGCCCAUGUAAAUGCCGCGCAGUUUGCCGCGGACAAUCGCGUAACGAAGUAGCUCCCAACGCCGUGCCACCCGGAGAACCGGAGCUACCGCGGCCGUGUGAUAACGCCCCCGACCGACCGUUUCCGACGCGGCCAGGGCCAGGGCUUCCGUAGACGCGAGAAUUCGCAACCGAAAAGUCCGGCCCGAUGUAUGCACGGCGCACACCGCCCCGGCCUCGAACAUCGCACGAACUUCAAUUAGCGACCAGUGGCAAUUAGCAGAGCACACGAGGCUCCCCGCACGCCGCGCCGAAAAUUCUCCCGUGCGACGUGGGAGAUGCAGGCGAUGCAGCUGUAAGCUGCAAGGCAACCUAUGCAAAUUAAUAGUUUGGUCUUUUCCUGUUGUCUUUUUAUUCCCGGACCCUCUCGCUCUUUUUUUCUCUCUCUCUCCAUCUUUCUUUCUCUUUCUCUUGAGGGUUGCUCGUUUUUGCGCUAGAUCGUGAACUUUUUUUCGUCGCCGUCGUCCAAAUGAUUGCAUCCCCGAAGUAUAGAAAGAAGGGAGAAGCGAAAGCGCUUCUCUUGUUCUCGUACUAAUAUUGUAUGUCAAGGCAAGAGCAAACGCGUGUCGUCGCUGUAGAGAGCUUAAUUCUUUUACGGGAGCUUCUUCGAAAGUUUAGUUGGCGCGCGAGACGGACGGCUGUACGGUAUAUGCGGAACGCAAAGUCUAAUAUAAAAACACAUUGACUUUAUUACAUUAUUAUAAGAGAAUUAGUUACGACGCGUUGUCCGCCGUGUGUAACAUAAAAGAAUUUUUCGUUUCUGUAGAAUCUUUCAGGCAACCGUGUCGAGCUCAUCAUCGACAAAAAUUGCGCGCAAACGAUCAUUUAUGUCGUCGCGGGAGUGAUCACACCCGGAACAAAUUUCAAUUAGCACCCGAUAGCAAUUAACAACGUGUACACAGUGCUCGUUUGACGGCUCUCACACAAGUCAUUCUCGCGAAAAGCAUUUCAAAUUAAUAAGUUCUCCAUCCCUCCGUUACUCUCCGCCAUACGCGUACCAUUCAUUCGAUCGUCUGCGCUUCUCCCCGUUGACGAUAAAUAACAGUGAAUGUGCCACGUCCAUAUUCGAUAUUAGUUUCGUUGAUAGCGUGGCUAAACGCGCAGAAAUCGGAUGGAUCGAUCCGACCGCGGCUCGAUAUUCCGAUUUCCGAUAUUCGUGAAUAAGACCGCCGGCGCGGCGCGGCGCGGCGCGGCCAGGGAAGAUACUCUCGGGGGGCGCUUAUCACGCAGACUCUCUCUCUCUCGAACAACAGAUGUAUCCGGAGUAAGUACCUGUCGACGCGAUGGGCGUCACGACGACUGGCGCGUACAAUGACAAUCUCGUACGACAACACAGCGACGUCCCUUAAUCCACGCUGACGGAAAUGCACACAUUCGAGGCGGCGGCGCCGUAAACCGAAAGCGUAAACCGCGCCACGACAGCCCCCGUCCGAUGAGCGUUCCCGUCCUCGAGUGUCGAGACAAAUUCUCGUCUUCGACUCAUUAAAUAUCAUCCUGUUUCUGGGGGCGGAAGGAGGAGUCGAGGGGGAUCGACGGGGGUUCACGGGGGAUAUACGAUGAAACGCGCGGUAGUCCGACCACGUGAUCGUGCCGACCAAAUGGGAUAAUCGUCGACGCAGGGGAAACAGAGUGAUGGCACGUCGAGGUACGAUUCGUCUCGGCGUGCAUGUGCGCGUGUGACUUACAAAGUGCCCAAGUGCGAGGGAGAGGUCAAGGAUCGUAUCCCAGCGUGAAUCACCGUGACUUGGCCACUUGGCUCUCGGCUCGGACUCGACAACACAAACAAACUUCACGUUGCGGCUUGUAUGCGAAGAAAGCUUCUUGCAGUCUGGCAGGCGAAAAACGGAAUUACGGAUGUGACGAUACGAUGACGCGAGAUCCGCAACGACGGGUAGAUUACCCGUACGCUGUAGAUCGGCGGCGGAUACCGAGGAUGGUCCUUCAGAUUCUGUUAAUUCAGAAUUUUAUCACAUUUAAAGCCGUUGCUCAGAUAGCCGAAUGCCCACCUCCGGAAAUAAUAACGGGCUGUCCUUGUUAUAACUUUGAAGACGGUCUCUUUCUGGAAUGCGCUGGCGCUACGGAAGAGACUCUAAGAACAACGCUACAAGGCGUGCUAAGUACUAGCGGCGCGGGCACGAUGGUACAGUCGUUGAGUGUUUACGAGCUCGACAAAAGCAUCGAAGAACUGAAAGAGGGUGCCUUCCCUCCCGGCUCGCAAAUCAGGCAUCUUCAAAUAUCACAUUCAUCUUUGCGAGAAGUGAGCGAGGGCGCCUUCACGAAUUUGAAAGAUAGCCUGGAAUCCCUGGCGCUGGUUUCCGGCCGUUUGCCCCACGUGCCUCAGAAAUCAUUGGCCGAUCUACGAAAGCUGGCUGCCUUAGAUCUCGAGACGAACUUGAUACAGGACCUCUCGUCCUACUGUUUUUACGGCUUGAAGCUAAUGAAGCUGACUCUGAAGGGGAAUCAAAUAUCGAAAAUUUCCGAAUACGCGUUCGCGGGCCUCGAGGACAGUCUCAGCGAUCUGGAUCUAGCUGAAAACAAAUUGAAGCUGUUCCCCAUGGCUCCCUUGAGAAGACUCGAGAGCUUAGCUUCGCUCAGGCUGGCGUGGAACGAAAUAUCGGAGCUGCCCGACGACGGUUACAGCCUCCUCAGCUCCUUGCUGAUCCUCGAUCUGAGCAGCAACAAUUUCGAAAAACUGGCCGAGGACUGUUUCAGACCCUGUCCCAUUCUUCAUACCCUAUCUCUCUACUACAACUCCAUUGAGAGCAUUCACAAGGACGCCUUUGCGUCGCUGAAGGAUCUAGAGUCGAUCGAUUUGAGCCACAACAAAAUAGUCUUCCUCGACGUGGCGACAUUCAAGGGGAACGAACGACUGCGCACGAUCGAGCUCAGUCAUAACCAUAUUCACUACAUCGGCGGCGUGUUCGCGCGACUGCCCGAACUGAGGGAACUUUAUCUGGCGGAAAACAAUAUCCUGGAGAUCCCGGGAGAUGCGUUCGCCGGCAGCGUCAGCCUCGCGGUGGUGUAUCUCCAGCAGAAUGCCAUCCGUAGAAUCGACGCCAAGGGUCUCACGAGUCUCACGCAGCUGGCGCAAUUGCAUCUGAGUAACAACUACAUCGAGAAGGUGCCGCGGGAAUUCCUGGAGCAUUGCGAGAACCUCUCGUCGCUCUCCCUGGACGGUAACAAGAUCCGCGAGUUACAGCCGGGCACAUUUCUUAAACUGCAUCAAUUGCGCGAGCUGCGGCUGCAGGAUAAUCAUAUAACGGAGGUGAAGCGUGGCGUCUUCACGCCGCUACCGGCGCUUCUCGAACUACAUCUGCAAAACAACGCCAUCACCUCCAUGGAGACGGGCGCGCUUAGAACGCUGAAUAGUCUCCAGCACGUUAAUCUGCAGGGCAAUCAGUUGACCAUGCUCGGCGACGUCUUUCAGCUGUCCGCCUCAGAAUCGUCUUCCGGCGGAAGCUCUUUGGUGUCUAUUCAGCUGGACAGCAACGGCUUGGCCGUUCUGCACAAUGACUCCCUGCGCGGCCAAGCGUCCGUCAGAAUCAUGUGGCUGGGUCACAACAAGCUUACACACCUGCAAGCUCCUCUCUUCAGGGAUCUCCUUUUAGUGGAGCGCCUUUAUCUGACGAACAAUUCCAUAUCCAGGAUCGAGGACGCCGCUUUUCAGCCGAUGCAGGCUUUAAAAUUUCUCGAGCUCAGCAUGAAUAAACUGAGUCACGUAACGGCGAGGACAUUCUCGGAACUGCACGAGCUCGAAGAGCUAUAUUUGCAAGAUAACGGCUUGAAAAGACUCGAUCCUUACGCGUUGACGGCUCUUAAGAAACUAAAGGUAUUGGAUCUGGCGAAUAAUUAUCUUACCGUUUUACAAGACGGAAUUUUUCAAGAAGAUCUGCCAAUUAAAACGUUGAAUCUGAAGAACUGCUCGAUAACUACGCUGGAAAAGGGUGCCUUUCGCGGGCUCAGCAACUUGUUCGAUCUCAACUUGAACGACAAUCUUCUCACGGCGACGGCGCUGCUACGUCUGGACGUUUCCGGUCUUCGAAUACUCGCGGUGUCCGGCAACAAUUUCAGUCAGAUCACGGAACACUGUUUCAACGGGCUGCCGUCUUUGCAGGAGCUGUUCCUGGAUGGCUCACAAAUAAGUCAAUUACCGGAAAACAUUUUCGUGCUGAAUCGGAAUCUGGUGCGUCUACACUUGAACCAUAAUCAACUGCGUGCCCUGCCGCCGGGCAUUUUCGACAGAUUACUAACGUUGCGCGAGCUACACUUGGAUCACAAUCGAUUUCAAGAUAUCCCGUAUUCGGCGCUCGCGAGCGCUCUUAAUCUCGAGAUCCUCACGCUGUCGACCAACGAGAUCCUCAACGUCGACGUGGCUAGUUUCGCCAGCUUGAAGCAUCUGAGAGAGUUGGAUCUGAGCCACAAUAAGAUCGAAACGAUGUCCGGAUUCGCGAUGGCCAAUCUGUCGCUCUUGAUAUCCGUGGAUCUCAGCCAUAAUAAUUUGAACGCUCUACCGGCGAACUUUUUCGCGCAUUCGUCCUUACUGCGAAGAGUAGACUUGUCGGAAAAUAAAUUCCGACAGAUACCCGCGGUGGCUCUCUCGGGUCAGAAUCUUCCCGGUCUGGCCUGGCUAAAUCUCACGCGAAAUCCUCUAAACAGAAUCCAGGAUCUGCCAUCGGAGGCGAUGUAUCCUAUUCUCCAAGAGGUGCAUAUAUCCGGCACCAAUCUGAGUAUAGUAACCUCACAAGACUUCGAGGCCUUUCCGGCGCUGUUGCAUCUUUAUCUGGGUCAGAAUCGCAUCCUGCGAGUAUCGCCGGGCGCGUUUCGCAGUCUCCCGAAUUUGCUCACUCUUCACCUUGGCAUGAACAGCUUGGAGAUCUUGCCGAAGGAGAGACUCCAGGGCAUGGAGCAUUUACGGAUACUCAAUUUAACGCACAACCGUCUGAAAGAAUUGGAGGAGUUCCCGGAGGAUCUCAAGUCCCUUCAAAUACUGGACCUGUCCUACAAUCAGAUCGGCAUUGUUGGCAAAGUGACGUUCAAGAAUUUAAUUAGCCUGGUGGAGCUGCAUCUUUAUGGUAACUGGAUAAACGCCAUCUCCAGCGAGGCAUUUAGACCCCUGAAGAAGUUACGUCUACUUGACUUGAGUAGGAAUUACUUGGAGAAUCUGCCGUUGAACGCUUUCCGGCCACUCGAAACGCAAAUAAGAAGCCUGCGAGCUGAAGAAAACCCAUUGCAUUGCGGCUGCGAAUCGCAAGAAUUGUGGGAAUGGUUGAGAGACCAUCAGAAAUUGGUGAGCGGGGUCGGCGGUGGUCGUAGCCGCGGAAGAAAUGGUGUCGGAGUCGGUGACGUCGAGGGCGGUUUGUUAAGAUGCGAGCAGCCACCCGAGCUCCGGGGUCUCGUCUUCCUCGAUCUUGACCCCCACGCCUUCUGUUCCGCUCCGCUGGUCCUGAAACUCGCAAUUCAAGACAUUCAGCCAUUCUCCGUUCUGGUAUCGUGGCAGAGCAGGAAUCAUUCCGGCCUCCACGGAUACCAAGUGGCAUAUCAUGCCUUGGACAACGUCGACGAGGUUCGAGGUAAGCUGCUGGAUCCGAAGGCACGUUCGGUAAGAUUGACGAAGUUGGCAUCUGACACGCGCUACCUGAUCUGCGUACUUGGCUUGGGCAGUUGGGGCACCCCGAUCCCGGAGGACAUCGGCUCCUGGCAGUGGAACGCCUCGACCGAUGACGUGAUCGAGGGUUCCUCGUUGCCCGUGAUGGUAAACUCGCCUACGAGCCGGUGCACCGAGGUCAGAACUUUGGACGCGCCCGACUCGAUAGUGGGCGACGGCACGAUGAGCGACAGGGGCAGCUUGGCGAAUAUCCUCACGAGACGGCUGGGCCUGAUCGUGGGUAGCUGCAUGGGCUUUGUGGUCUUCGUGGUCCUGAUCUCCGUUCUCGGUUAUAUGAAAAUGAAGAAGCAGCGAGCGACGAUCAAGCGGGAUCAGCCGUUGUCCUCGAAUCCGCCGGAGUACAUGUCCUACAGGCACUUCUCGUUGCAGAGCGGCGACAGGGCAGAGAACGCCUGUCCGAGUUUCAUCAGUAACAUCGGGCCCCCGCCCCUCAGCUCGUAGCAGAAGGCGAAGGAGUCUCGUAAAGAGACCGCUCAACACGACAUCGAGAUGAAAACCGUGUCACCCAGCAUCUUCAGCUAAUAAUCGCGCGGCACGAGAGGACGACGACGCGUCGUGUCAAUGACACUUCCGGUGUCGUCGGAUAAAGUGACGAAAAACGGGACAGCCGCAGGUAGUACCGGAUCUUCGAACUUUUAAUGCGCGUUUCAAAUAAAUCAAAUUAGAAACCGUCGAACAUGUCGAUCACAAAGUGGAACGAUGAUCUGUGAUGAUCGUGAUUUUAUUCCGGGGCUGUUACGAGUUAACAUAAUUUAUUUUACUCCGCGAGCAUAAUCCACAAACGCUAUUCGAUUUAGCAAAUAAUCAAAACAGCACGGCAAUCGGUAAAAUUUUUUAAUCAACAACAGCACUUCGACAUAGAACAAUUUUUUGUACUAUAUAUCGUCGAACGUGACCGCGACGUCAAUAUUUUCGCGAUUAAGCUUCGCCUUGUGCACCGAAGGAAAGAAUUCGACGUAGCAAAGUGCCAAAAAUACGUGUUUCCACGCCACAAUACAAGCCUUCUCACCCCCGCCGAUCGCUUGAGUGUAAACGCGCGACUUCCGCUGUGAGAAGAAAAGAACGUCCUCGAGUGACUUAAUCUCAUUAUCACCCAUUAACAAGAAAGCAUUGUCAAUAUGCGCGACUUCGGUACGUCACAUGACAUUCGAAACUCGUUCCGAAAGACUGGGAAACAUUCUCGCGUGAAAUCUAAGGAAAUACCUGCCUGCGAGAAAAUCAAACGUACGCGAUAAAAUUAGCAUUUCGACAGAAGAUUUUACCGGAGCGGAUUACUCUUUAACGAUUGUUCUUCUUUUUUACGAUGUACACCAUGGGGAAAAAACCGCCGGCUGUUAUCGGCGAUUUAUUUCCCCGCUGCUUUUACGAAACGAGCAACCGAGCACAACGACGUAUCGACCCUCUCUCACCUUCGAUACCCUCUCGAAACUUCGAAUCUCUCGUACGAAGACUGAUUUUUUACGCCGUUUGAAAUUUCCUUCACAAUUCCGAGACUCCUUCGCGUAUCACGCACUUGACGCGACACCUUUUUGUAAAUAUGUAACGUGAAACAUCGCGGCAUAACGAUGUUUAUGCAGAUGUGUAUCCGUGAAAUUCGUCUUUAUAGUGCUGCGCAAGCAAUAUUACACUUAUUCGUAUUGAUAGUCUCUAAUGAUCAGCACUAACGUAAUUAAGAAGAAACGCGAUCCACGAUGAGAGACGUCGCGUCCUUAAGACAUCGCAAUAGGGAAGAUUUUACGAACGGUCGGUGAUCUAGCCUCCUCAAUUUUGAUAAUAUCACGUUACGAGGCGGACAUACACACAUCUCGUGACAUUCGGACGAACACAUUCGAACUCUUGAAUUGUGAAAGACUAAAUGUGAUUCCUGCCAAGAAAAAAGAAGAAGAAUUAAUCGAUUCCAAGUUGCCAAAUGUUAACUGUGUAUCAAAUAUUGUGCAAAAAAAAAAUCGGUUUAUUGUAUAUAGAUAGAGGAUAUGUAUACACAUAGCAUUCUUUAUUAUAGCCUAGGCUUUCGGUUAAUAAAAGUACCCCACAAAGCUGUAAA